UGGGAAUCGCACUCACUUUUUACAGUGCAAUGCAAUCAUAAUAUAAUAAAUAAUAACAUUCAUAAAUAUUAUGCGUGAUAUUCAUCUCGUAGUGAAACAACUUAUUAUAUAACUUAUGAUUUGCUAAUAGAGUGCAAGAAUGCAAUGAAUGCUUUCACUCGUACGCGCAUAAUAUGAGUCUCAAUAUUGUCUAAUUAAUGAUCACCACUACGACCACAACUGUUAGUGUGUGAACCGCCACCAAUAACACCCGUACCGCGGAAAAUAACAUAUGAAUAUUAAAUUAUUGACUUAUAAUCAGUUUAAUUGCAAUUUUCUCGCCUAAAGACGUCAAUAGACUAAUAGAUUGUGUUUCACUUUUACUUCAUACCACAGAAAUGAAUGAAUGAAUAUUGAAUGCCAUAAUAAUAAUAACAACAUAACAUAUAAUAUGAGUAUGGAGGAAUUAGAGAAUAUUCUAGACGCGAAUCCAGAAUUAUUGGACGAUUAUGUUGUAAAACACGUCGAUUUGGAUGUCAUAGAGAAUUGGCUGUUAAGAAAAACACAGAAUAAUCGCAAAAGAAGCUUAACUAAAGCCAGAGUUAAAUCAAACAAUCACCAUGAUAAGAGCAAAAUGCUGGAGGAGUUAGAGAAGUACCUGCACUAUAACGAGCCAAAUAAGAUAAACGUGUUGACACAACUGGCCUCUACGGUUGCCUUUGCUGUCAAUGCGAGCCAUUGGAAUGCCUUUAUCUACGAUACCAUCUCCAACGAAAUGAAGAGAGUGUCGGAGGAAACCCAACAAAUCCAUGUGAAUGGCUUUGGAGGAAAGGGAGAUAAAAAGCAAACUCUGGUUGAGUAUGUCUAUCGCACAAAGCGUACACUCGUUUGGAAAGUCGAUGACUAUGACAUACGGUUCAAAGAUGGGUCGCUGUAUAUGCCUAACAAUACUUAUUACGUGAUGGCCGUACCAAUACUGCAAAAGUCUGACAAAAGUGUUCUGGGUGUACUGGAAUUAUACAAAACCAAAGGCUCGGAACCAUUCAUCGAUGAGGACGAAGAGGAAUACGCAAAAACACUGGUGAGCGCCGACAGGACGUCACUAUUUCUGGUCGACUCCAAUGAUAAACAACUUUACGCACAUAUAUUUGAAGUGAAUGAUAAUAAGGAGAAUGGAGACGACCCCACAAUUACCAAAAAAGAGAUCCGAUUCCCGAUCGGCACCGGCAUAGCCGGCACUGUAGCCAAGACGGGAGAGGCGCUCAACAUUCCCGACGCAUAUGAAGACCAAAGAUUUAAUAGAGAUAUCGAUCAGUUGACUGGAUAUAAGACUAGAAACUUGUUGGCGAUGCCUAUAUUCAGCAAAAAUAAAGUUAUAGGUGUCGUACAAAUGCUUAACAAAAUGAAAGGAAACUUCAAUAAAGUAGACGAAGAAAACUUUAGUACAUUUGCAACGUAUUGCGGGCUGGCGUUAGAUCACGCCCGGCUCUACGAAAAGAUACGAAAGUCAGAGCAGAAGAAUAAGGUGGCGCUCGAGAUACUGUCCUAUCAUAACACUAGUAAUAGCGAGGAACUGGAGCGCACACGGGAGGACGUCAUCAAAUUCAAGACACCCCAGGUCUUAGACGCCUCUCCCGUCUUGGCUACAGUGCCGGCUAUGCCGGUGCCGAUCGGGAAUCGGAUCUCCUUUUUGGUAAUUGUGGGGUCGUCUCCAUUCUCCUGUCAAUAG
This is a messenger RNA of Oppiella nova, 1708 nucleotides long. Lineage: Eukaryota; Metazoa; Arthropoda; Arachnida; Sarcoptiformes; Oppiidae. The record is from the annotation of a GenBank genome assembly.